GAUUGGCCACCUUCCAAACAACCCCGCCUUCCGCUCCUUUUACAUUCUAAUCGAUUGGCUGGGCUCGCCGGCUCGCUUUUAACCCCACCCCUCGCCUGUCAGUAUUGGCUAUUGGGGGACAUUGAUUGGUCCGCCUUCUUUCUCGGAUGAAAAGCGCCGCUGAGGGAAGCGAUGGAGCUUUAAAAAAAAAAAAAAAAAGCCCUAACGGAAUAGCAACGCGGAGUCGUCUCGGGUUGGGUUGUGUUUUUUUUUCUUCUUCUUUUCCUUCAGUCGCACUCUCGAAAUGGAGCUGACGUAUCAGUCGUUGAGAACGACGCACCAGGCCAAAGAAGAAGAACACAUCCGAACAGAAGCCCGGCAAAAUCUCCUUAUUUUGAUUUUACAUUAUUUAACAGACGAAGGGUACGUAGAUGCUGCUAACGCACUGGAACAAGAAACAAAAUUUGGGUUGCGCCGUUUUGAAGUGUGCGACAACGUUGAUCUGGAGACCAUUUUGAUGGAAUAUGAAAGCUACUACUACGUCAAGUUCCAAAAGUACCCCAAGAUUACCCGGAAAGCUGUCGACGCCACAGACAAUAAAUCAAGAAGUGGAGGGAAAGCAAAAAGGGCCCCCACUGGCACAUGCCGGAAUCUUCCCAAGAUUAACCAACAUCAGGGGAGACCCCAGUCCAAAGUGUCACCCACAAAAGUAGCAGAGCUCAAAGAAAACUCGAAGCAGGAGGAUGAAGGUCCUUUAAGUCGGGUCGCAUCGGAAUUUGGUUUAAAUGUAUCUGCAAUCCACAAAGGAGGUGGAGAAGGCCCUCAUUCUAAAAGAGGCCAAAUCAUUGACUUCCGUGGGCUGAUUCAGGAUGCUAUCAAAGGAGCAUCCAGUGAAAUCUCCAUACACAGCUUUAACUGCAAUCCAGAUCCUUCGGAACGUCUAUUAAAACCUUUGGGCGCCUUACUUGGGAUGACAGCUGAAAUGAGGGAGCUUGCAACGAUUGUCAGCAAGGAUAUCUACCUUCACAGCCCCAAUGUCAAGUGGAAUUGCAUCAUCGGACUUGACUCAGCCAAGCGGUUGGUCAAGGAAGCUGUUGUGUAUCCCAUCAGGUACCCACAGUUGUUUACAGGCAUUCUUUCUCCUUGGAAGGGACUUCUGCUAUAUGGGCCUCCAGGUACUGGGAAAACUUUGCUGGCUAAAGCUGUUGCCACUGAAUGUAACACAACUUUCUUCAACAUCUCCGCAUCCACCAUUGUCAGCAAAUGGAGAGGCGAUUCGGAAAAGCUUGUCAGAGUAUUAUUUGAACUUGCCCGCUAUCAUGCGCCUUCCACAAUCUUUCUGGACGAGCUGGAGUCGGUUAUGAGUCAGCGAGGCACAGUUCCUGGUGGUGAACACGAAGGGAGCCGGCGGAUGAAAACAGAAUUAUUGGUGCAGAUGGACGGUUUGGCUCGCUCAGAUGAUCUUGUCUUUGUUUUAGCAGCUUCCAACUUGCCCUGGGAACUGGAUUACGCCAUGCUGCGCCGACUGGAGAAGAGGAUUCUGGUCGACCUCCCAAAUCAAGAGGCCCGGCAAGCCAUGAUCCAACAUUGGCUUCCCCCAGUGAGCAACAGUGGAGGAGUGGAGCUGAGGACGGAGCUGGAUUAUAAUUUGCUCAGUCAGGAGACGGAAGGCUACUCGGGUUCUGACAUUAAGUUGGUUUGCAAAGAGGCAGCCAUGCGCCCUGUGAGAAAAAUCUUCAGCGCUCUUGAAAAUCAUCAGCCAGACAGUGGAAACUUACCGGUGAUCCACCUGGACACGGUCACAACCGAAGACUUCCUGGAUGUUUCUCAUACCAAGCCUUCUGCUAAAAACCUAAGUCAAAGAUACGUUGACUGGCAAAGAGAAUUUGAGUCGGUUUGAGCCUAAUUGAAGAUCUGGAACAAUCAUCCACAUUUCCAGCUUCCUCCACCCCACACAACACAUUUCUGAAGAGUUUAUUUUUUAAAAAAACAAAAACAGAGAGGAGAAGAAACUUAUUGCUUUCCAAGCUGGAUGCUGAGUUUCGAUGAUGGAGAAGAGGCCGUAAAUUGUUAUUUGGAGAAACCUGGUUCUAGCUUUUUCAUCCGAUAGCUUUAGACUCAUACACAAGGCGGAAAAAAAACAUUUUAGCACUUUUGCCAUUUUUAAUUUUUGUAAUUAAACAUGACCGUCCAUUUGUAUUUCUGUGUCACCUAGAAGACUUUUGGGAUCCGUUUUGCUGACUUAAUAUUUGCUGCUAUACUUUUCUUCCUUAGUGGGACCAGAUAGUAGGAAGUGAUAAAGUAAGACAUUAAUUGGGCCUCCUCGGGCAUCCUUGCAUUAAACCAGUAGAUUUUGAAGACUGUCUUUGAAGAAUAAACCACUUUGGAGUCUCA
Pantherophis guttatus is the source of this 2373-nucleotide messenger RNA. RefSeq names its product katanin catalytic subunit A1 like 2 (gene KATNAL2). NCBI's taxonomy places the organism in Eukaryota, Metazoa, Chordata, Lepidosauria, Squamata, Colubridae. Gene Ontology annotation, molecular function: ATP binding; ATP hydrolysis activity; protein binding. The record is from RefSeq and is a predicted model, not a curated record.